AUGUCAGGUAUCGAUAACCCGGAGUACAAGCGGGGCAUGGAGGAUGCAAAACGUCACCGUUCCCGCACAGAGGAUAACUGGGUGCGUUCGAGUGUUGGACCGAUUCUUUGGUUUGGUCUGCCUUUUGCAAUUGCAUGGGUGUACUUGCGGCGCCAAGCGCCUGCCGGCGCCACAGCGAACCCGUUUGAAGGCAUGUUGGAACAACUGAUGCCCAUUAAAAAGCGCCAGUUCCGCGUCGAUGUCAAAGGCACCAAGUUUGGCGAUGUGAUUGGCAUUCCUGAGGCAAAAAUGGAAGUGCAGCAGUACGUUGAAUUUUUGACACAACCGAACAAGUUUACGCGACUCGGCGCUCGGCUACCAAAAGGAUGUUUGCUCACCGGUGAGCCUGGAACAGGGAAGACGCUCCUGGCCAAAGCUGUGGCUGGGGAGGCGAAUGUGCCCUUCUUUAGCUGCAGCGGAUCCGACUUUAUUGAGCUGAUGGGAGGUAGUGGACCCAAGCGCGUGCGUGAGUUAUUUGAGGAGGCGCGAAACUCGGCGCCAGCCAUCGUAUUUAUUGAUGAAAUUGACGCUAUUGGUUCCCGGGCGGGGAAACAGGGUGGCGCCGUGAGCAGUGAAGAGAAUCGAACGAUCAACCAGCUUUUGGCGGAGCUGGAUGGACUGAGUACAGGCACUGAUGCCAUCAUUGUGAUGGCUGCAACUAACUUUCAGGACAACAUUGAUAAAGCGCUCUUGCGCGAGGGGCGUUUUGACCGGAAGGUAAACAUUGAGAUGCCGGACAAGGCGGCACGCGUGGAGAUCUUUAAGCAUUAUUUGGAUCGUGUAGGAACCGGUGAUCCCCGUGGGCGGAGGGUGGACGAAGAGGGUGAAUCUCUACCAUUAAACGAGAAAAUGGACAAUCUUGAGCUGGCAAGGGAGUUGGCCGACCUGACUCCUGGCAUUUCACCUGCGACGAUUGCGACGAUUGUAAAUGAGGCGGCCCUGCAAAGUGGCAUUCACGAGAAGAGGCUUGUGGAUAAGGAAUCCAUGCUUGAGGCGAUAGACAAUACACUUGUAGGCCGCAAGCAUCGCAAUCGACGGAGUUCACUGUCUUUGCGACGGACCGCUAUUCAUGAAGCAGGCCACGCGAUAACCGCAUGGAUGCUUCCUUCCGUGAAGGGGGUGUUAAAGAUCAGCGUUGUGCCUCGUGGUAACGCCAUGGGAUACACUCAACGCGCAGGUGCCGAGCACCACGAAUAUCAGACGAACGCCACCCUCUUGGCAGACAUGGUCGUCAUGCUCGGCGGGCGCGCCGCCGAAGAGACGCUAUUGAGGGAUCAGUCUGCCGGAGCCAUGGACGACCUUCAGCGUGCGACAGAUCUUGCACUUAAGCAAAUGAUGGCCUUUGGCAUGGAUGCUAAGGCUGGCUUGCUGUCAUACCACCCAGAGUCCACGCAGGCAGGUCGCAUUUUUGUGAGUUUCUCGAACAAGGCUCAAAACAUUGCAGAGGAAGAAGCUAAAAAGCUUGUCGCUCUCGCUCAUCAGAUUGCUGUGGAGAUUAUCAAGGCAAAUAAAACCAAGAUAGAGGCGGUGGUAGCCGAGCUCAUUGACAAGAAGGAACUAUUGGCGGCGGACUUAGAGCGUUUAUUAGGACAACGUCCUUUGUCGCCUACGGUAGAUGAGCUUGUGGGAAAGCUGAUGAGAUUGCAGGAGACGCAGGAACAUGAAGGAGAAAAAACGCAAACAAACAUGUAG
Messenger RNA from Trypanosoma rangeli, 1731 nucleotides. RefSeq names its product metallo-peptidase, Clan MA(E), Family M41. NCBI's taxonomy places the organism in Eukaryota, Euglenozoa, Kinetoplastea, Trypanosomatida, Trypanosomatidae. Gene Ontology annotation, biological process: mitochondrial protein processing; protein-containing complex assembly. The transcript has a single exon. The coding region runs from base 1 to 1731 and encodes 576 amino acids. The record is from RefSeq and is a predicted model, not a curated record. Gene Ontology annotation, cellular component: m-AAA complex. Gene Ontology annotation, molecular function: ATP-dependent peptidase activity; ATP binding; metalloendopeptidase activity.